AUGAAGCUGCUAAAGGCUGGAGUGAUUUAUCCAAUAUCAGAUAGUGCAUGGGUCAGCCCUGUACAUGUCGUGCCAAAGAAAGGAGGGAUCACAGUCAUCAAGAAUGAACAUGAUGAGCUCAUUCCAACAAGGACAAUCACUGGACACAGAAUGUGUGUCGACUACAGGAAGCUGAACUCCUCCACGCGCAAGGACCUACCCCUUUAUGGAGGUUCACAUUUCAUAAACAGAAUAUUUGCCAACCUUUUGAAGAAGCAUGGAGUUACUCACAAAGUUGCCUCUCCUUACCACCCCCAAACUAGUGGACAAGUUGAGAUCUCAAACAGAGAGCUCAAGAGCAUACUUCAGAAGACAACAGGCAAAACAAGAAAGGAUUGGAGUGCCAAACUUGAUGAUGCUCUAUGGGCAUAUCGCACUGCUUUCAAAACACCACUUGGUACCACCCCCUUUCAUCUUGUUUAUGGUAAAGCAUGUCAUUUACCAGUGGAGCUUGAGUACAAAGCAGCUUGGGCUAUUAAGGAGUUGAACUUCAACCUAAAGACAGCAGGAGAAAGGAGAUUGAUUCAGCUGAAUGAGCUUGAUGAGAUUAGGCAUCUGGCUUAUGAGAAUUCAAAGAUCUAUAAGGAGAGAACCAAAGCUUUCCAUGACCGCAAGAUCAUCCCAAAGAACUUUGCACCAAACGACCAAGUUCUACUAUUCAACUCAAGGUUGAAACUCUUUCCAGGAAAGCUUCGCUCAAGAUGGUCAGGACCAUUCAGGAUUAAAGAAGUUCGCCCCAAUGGAGCAGUGGUAUUAUGGGAUCCGAUGGGAGGAGACUUUACAGUCAAUGGACAAAGGUUAAAACCUUACCUAGCCUCCACCACCAUACCACAGAGACCACACUAG
This is a messenger RNA of Microthlaspi erraticum, 885 nucleotides long. The record is from the annotation of a GenBank genome assembly. Lineage: Eukaryota; Viridiplantae; Streptophyta; Magnoliopsida; Brassicales; Brassicaceae.